UGCGGGAAAAGCCACCUCCGCUUGCCACUUUUUGGCGAUCGCGCAGUGCACGAUUUUUAGCGGCAUCCGCACAUUAUCAGCCAAUCAGACGUUGGCGGAUGUCGCGUCACACUGUUUUCGUUCCGGUCUCCCAUGCGGUCUGGAGCACGUUGAUGAGCACGUCCUCCAUGUUGACGACGCUGUCAGCAUGGCGCAGCCAAGUGGACGCUUUCCAACGGGAGAUUUUAUUGCAGAAAUCAGAUCAUACCCAUGCUUGUACGAUGAAUCACUGCCAACGUACAAGGAUACGGUGCUAAAGAGAAGUAUUUGGUGCGAAAUCGGACUAAAAUUUGGCAUUACUGGAAAGGAGUGUGAAAGUAAAUGGAAGAACUUACAAGAUCGUUGUGUUAAGCAUCAAAGAAGCAGUGCUGGAGCACCAAACUGGGAGUAUUACGAUUUAUUGAAAGGCAUAAUUGGAGUUUCAGGGAGUAUCUCUCAAAGCAUCAUAACAAACAUCCCGGAACGUAGCAGUACCUCUACCACAUCAAGCUGUUCCAGCCCCAGCACUAGCACAGCAGUGGGAGUUCUCAAUUUGAUGUAUGAAGAUGAACAGUAUGAGGAGGUGUUCGUGCAGCCUGAUGCCGUUCUGCUAUCGUCGCAGGAGGCAAGCAUCGCCGAGGUGCCUUCGGCUGCACGAAAAAGGCCACAGGAAAGCUGUAGUGCAGCAGGCAGGAACAAGAAAUCAAAACCAAGCAACCCAAUUGACGAAUCUAUACAGAGGUCCUUAGAUGCCUGUUCUUCUAAACUGCAGAGCAUAGAAGCCGACAAAGAUGAAAGCUAUUACUUCUGUCAGUUUAUAGCUAUGCGCCUGCGCGAACUAGACAAAUCCCAAAGAAGAGAGGCAUUCCACAAGAUAGAGAAAACCAUGUAUGAAUUGGAGCUCAGGAGUGGCAAUUUUUGAGACAUACUUAUUACGUAUUUCUGUCCUCUUUAUGUGUCUCAGUGUUCUGCAAAAAGUAGAUCUGUUACAAUAUCCAAGUGGCUAAAAUGGAUAAAAGUGGUAUCUGGCUUUGUCAAUAAAAAUUACCUGGA
This is a messenger RNA of Ornithodoros turicata, 1071 nucleotides long. Its product is annotated as transcription factor Adf-1-like. Gene Ontology annotation, cellular component: nucleus; transcription regulator complex. The coding region runs from base 188 to 940 and encodes 250 amino acids. The record is from RefSeq and is a predicted model, not a curated record. Gene Ontology annotation, biological process: regulation of transcription by RNA polymerase II. The transcript has 7 exons. Lineage: Eukaryota; Metazoa; Arthropoda; Arachnida; Ixodida; Argasidae.